AUAGAAAAUAAACGUCACUGUCAACUCCCAAGCCAUCGGGGAAUGAUAUCAUUACAACAAAAAUGAUAAUUAACCAUUAAAUUACAAUAACUACAACAAUUAUAUCAUGUAAAUAUGGCAGACAAACUCAGGCAGGUAGCGCAAAGAAUAAAGGACAGAGUGCAUUUACAAAAUUUGUCAGCAAAUGGUCGCGAAAGAGUCGAUCAGAUUGUCACAAAAUAUGUCCCAGCGGUAAAAGUGACUGAAAUAGCAGAAAAACUGAAAUACGAAACAGUGACAAAAAAAGUAAGGGAAUUAGUUAGUAAAUAUGAGAAAUUCACCGGUGUUGAAGAAAUUAUGGCUUUGCAGAAUACCGUCGUCGACGCACAGGAGAGGUUCAUCGCCGCACAAGAACGGAGACGAGAGCUGGGUCGUCAGCUGGCUAGUAUUGAGUCUAGGCUGAAAGAACUGCACGCUGAGAUGCAGAACACGAUGAAGGGAGACGAGAAAUACUUGCACCUCUGUACUGAAGAGCAUAAGCUCAUAAUACAAGAGCGAGCUCUCCGGGCGCUGUUCGGUGAUGCUGAACGGGAAGAGCGCGAGCUGUUCGCUACGAUGUCGGCAGCCGUCAAGCUCGGUCACGAGAGAGAGCGCGCCCACGCGGAGAGGAACAAGUAUUGGUAUAUUGUGGCUUCUAUAUUUGGCACAGUACUAGGCAUAGCCGGUUCUUCGAUCAACAACCAUCUCAAAAUGGCCGAGUUUCGUGACAUGAUGGAACAGCAGAUGGCUCGUAGCGCCAGCGUCCUGUACACGAUAGCGGGAGGCGGGUCCGCCAGCCGGGCAGACAUCACCGACGCUAUGAAGACUGAGUUUGCUUAUCAGGUCAGUUGGGAACAACUCGCACAGAACCUUAAAUUAAUGCAGGAGAAUAUCACCCAUCUAGUUGAUAAACAGGAAUCUUUAAUAGAACAUUUACAUCACCGCGAACGUUCAAUGGACACCCAACUUCGUGAUCUGACGCGCGCUAUCUCAUCAGCUUCGCAGACCAGCGCCAGAUCAGACGCGGAAAUCGCAAAAGCCCUAUCCGUAGUCCACCAGGAUUUAGAAGACGUAGACCAGUACAAAGAGACGGAUAAGAAUAAGGUUUUACUCGAACCCAAUCAAAUUUUGACAGGAGUUGGAGUUAUAAUGUGCAUAGCAAUAAUAUUCGGCAAUGUCAUUGGCAGAAUCAGUUGAUUUCGUGGUCAAUUUAUAAAAAAAAAAUGAGGUUCCUGUGUGUUGUUUCUAA
Messenger RNA from Trichoplusia ni (cabbage looper), 1267 nucleotides. Its product is annotated as coiled-coil domain-containing protein 51-like. Lineage: Eukaryota; Metazoa; Arthropoda; Insecta; Lepidoptera; Noctuidae. The transcript is spliced from 6 exons. The record is from RefSeq and is a predicted model, not a curated record. The coding region runs from base 115 to 1215 and encodes 366 amino acids.